AUGACUUAUCCGGGACUAACGGAUGAUGGUCUCGUACGCUACCAUAGCUUGAAGGCCAAUAUUAAGUCUACUGGUCUAGCCACGGUUUGUCAAGAGGCAAAAUGCCCCAACAUUGGAGAGUGCUGGAGUGGAGGCACCGCUACUAUAAUGCUCAUGGGGGAUACUUGUACAAGGGGAUGCCGGUUUUGUGCAGUGAAAACAAGUCGGAAGCCUCCAGCAUUGGAUGCCAGUGAGCCUUCCACUGUAGCAGAGACAAUAUCGAGGUGGAAGGGAGAGGACGGCAAUCAGCUGAGCUACAUAGUAUUGACCAGUGUUGAUCGGGAUGACGUACUUGACCAAGGAUCAAUGCACAUUGCCGAGACUGUGAGAAAACUGAAAGAAAAAAUGCCGGAUUUGCUCGUCGAGGCGUUGGUGCCUGAUUUCAAAGGGGACAGCUUCUGUGUGAAGGAAGUAGCGACUAGUGGUCUUGAUGUAUACGCGCAUAACAUCGAGACUGUGGAAAGACUAACACCCUCUGUAAGGGAUCGCAGAGCUGGGUAUCGACAGAGUCUUCGUACAUUGGAAAUGGCGAAAGAGUAUUGCCCUAAGCUUUUGACUAAAUCGUCUAUCAUGUUGGGCUUGGGUGAAGAGGACGUCGAGGUAGUACAGU
Messenger RNA from Perkinsus marinus ATCC 50983, 649 nucleotides. Its product is annotated as lipoate synthase, putative. Gene Ontology annotation, molecular function: 4 iron, 4 sulfur cluster binding; lipoate synthase activity. Gene Ontology annotation, cellular component: mitochondrion. NCBI's taxonomy places the organism in Eukaryota, Perkinsozoa, Perkinsida, Perkinsidae. The annotation marks the transcript as partial. Gene Ontology annotation, biological process: lipoate biosynthetic process. The record is from RefSeq and is a predicted model, not a curated record. The transcript has 6 exons.